Messenger RNA from Olea europaea var. sylvestris, 1523 nucleotides. Its product is annotated as carotenoid 9,10(9',10')-cleavage dioxygenase-like. Lineage: Eukaryota; Viridiplantae; Streptophyta; Magnoliopsida; Lamiales; Oleaceae. The transcript is spliced from 9 exons. The record is from RefSeq and is a predicted model, not a curated record. Bases 168 to 1172 code for a protein of 334 amino acids. Gene Ontology annotation, molecular function: carotenoid dioxygenase activity. Gene Ontology annotation, biological process: carotene catabolic process. Gene Ontology annotation, cellular component: chloroplast stroma.
UUAGUAUUCAUUAUUUCUUUUUUGUUUUAAUAUAUUCCUUCUCUCGUACAGAUGCCAUUAAAGUUUUGGAAGAUGGAGAUCUGCAAACUAUCGGCUUGCUGGACUAUGAUAAAAGACUGGCACAUUCUUUUACUGCUCAUCCUAAGGUUGAUCCAUUCACCGGAGAAAUGUUUACCUUUGGCUAUUCACAUACACCACCAUAUGUAACAUACAGAGUUAUAUCGAAGGAUGGAGCAAUGAAUGAUCCAGUUCCAAUAACAGUAUCAGGCCCAAUCAUGAUGCAUGAUUUUGCAAUUACUGAAAACUAUGCAAUUUUUAUGGACCUCCCGUUAUACUUUAAGCCAAAGGAUCUAUUAUCGGGGAAGACGAUUGGCAGUGCUAAAGAAUGUGAGGGACUUUACUACUUUGACGAGACGGAUGAAAUGGUGAAGGAUAAAAAGUUUAUUUUCAGCUUUGAUGCUACACAGAAAGCUCGUUUUGGCAUACUUCCGCGGUAUGCAAAAAAUGAACUCCUAAUCAAAUGGUUUGAGCUUCCAAAUUGCUUCAUAUUCCAUAAUGCAAAUGCUUGGGAGGAAGGAGAUGAAGUUGUUCUUAUCACUUGUCGCAUUGAGAAUCCAGAUCUUGAUAUGGUUAAUGGCGCCGUUAAAGAAAAGCUUGAGAAUCUCAAAAACGAACUGUAUGAGAUGAGGUUCAACCUCAAAAAUGGUCUGGCUUCACAGAAAAAAUUAUCUGUAUCUGCUGUAGAUUUUCCAAGGGUGAACGAAAGUUAUACUACGAGGAAACAGCGAUACGUAUAUGGAACAACACUGGACAAGAUUGCCAAGGUAACUGGGAUUAUCAAGUUCGAUUUGCAUGCAGAACCAGAGACUGGAAAAGAAAACUUAGAAGUUGGAGGAAAUGUUAAAGGUAUCUUUGAUCUGGGACCUGGACGAUUUGGUUCAGAGGCUGUCUUUGUUCCCCGGCAUCCUGGUACUACAUCUGAAGAAGACGAUGGCUACUUGAUUUUCUUUGUACACGAUGAGAACACUGGAAAGUCGGCAGUGAGCAUAAUUGAUGCAAAAACGAUGUCACCUGAUCCUGUUGCCAUUGUUGAAUUGCCCAAGAGAGUUCCAUACGGAUUUCAUGCUUUGUUCGUGACAGAGGACCAACUUCAAGAACAGGCAAAGCUUUGAAUAGUCACAUGUUCUGAUGAUCACAAUUAUUCACAACACAAGAAGAAGGUGAAUUUUGAGAGCCACAGCCUCACUUUUAGUUAAUCGUUAAUGUUUAUGCAAACCCGUGCCAAAAAACAAUGCGUGCUUGGUACAUGAUACUAUAUUAGGGUGAACGGUACUAGCUUGAUAUUAUUACGGUGGAGGCAUGUAAUAACGUGGAUUACGGUAUAUUAUUGUAAUAUUCGUAUUCGGUGUUACAUUGUAUUAUAAUAAUGGUUGACUAGUGUUGUAUUUGGUUGAGCAUGUAUUGUGUACAAAUCUAAGUGAAAAUAGGAAAUGAUCCCUCCUACUAGGGAAAGUUAGGAUGAA